AUGGGGAUCACGGGUAUAAUCAGCAUUAUCGCUGUAGUAGCUCCUUUCUUCAUGAGCGCGUGGAAUCCCGCAGCUUCGCCUCACAUGAAAGGCCUCACCUACCUGACGCUGCUCCUGGGGUUCUACAUGGCGUGGAACAUUGGUGCGAAUGACGUGGCAAACGCAAUGGGGACGUCAGUGGGUUCGGGAGCGCUGACGCUACGCCAAGCGGUGCUAGCAGCGGCGAUCUUGGAGUUCGGCGGGGCUUUCCUGGUUGGAUCGCACGUGAGCCACACGAUGCAGAACGGAAUCAUAAAGGCAAAUGUGUUUGCCGGGAAAAACGCGAUGCUGUUCACAGGGAUGAUCUCCUCUCUGGCAGCCGCAGGAACGUGGCUUCAGGUUGCUUCGUACUUCGGCUGGCCGGUAUCAACGACGCACUGCAUCAUCGGGGCAAUGGUUGGGUUCGGCAUCAUCUUCGGCGGCUGGAAUGCCGUCUACUGGUCGUCGCUGGCUCGCGUGGUGUCGUCGUGGGUCGUCUCGCCUGUUCUCGGUGCUAGCAUCGCCUUCAUCGUUUACAAGUGUAUCCGAAAGUUCGUCUACAGCUCGUCCAAUCCGGGGCAGGCAGCGUCGACAGCGGCGCCGAUCCUCGUCUUCGCGGGUGUCUCCGCCUUCUCCUUCUUCUCGCUCUUCACCUCCCCGGGGGUCCUCCUCCGCGCCUGCGCGCUCUCCCUGGCCGCGGGCGCUGCUUCCGCGGUGGCCAUGUCCGCCGUGGUGAAGCGGCAGAUGGGCGAGCUGCUGGGGGAGUUCUGUGAGAUCCCCAAGCAGUUGGAGGAGCCGAAGCCGGAGAAGGGCCGCGGACCCAUGGGCACGCAGCUGCGCAUUGUUUAUGGCGUGUUUGGUUACCUGCAGGUGCUCUCUGCAUGCUUCAUGUCAUUUGCUCACGGUGCAAACGAUGUGGCCAACGCCAUUGGCCCCAUCUCAGCUGCUCUAGCCAUCCUCGCCUCCUCCUCCGCAUCCAUCCCCUCCUCAUCCCUCGCUGCCGCUCCAGUGUCUGCCGGCGUUGCCACUCAGGUUCUUAUUUGGGGCGGUUUUGGCAUUGUGGCUGGUCUUAUCAUCUGGGGUUACCGUGUCAUUGCAACAAUUGGGAACAGGAUCACAGAGCUCACUCCCACCAGAGGAUUCGCAGCAGAGUUCUCAGCGGCUACAGUGGUGGUGGUUGCAUCUAGACUGGGUCUCCCAAUCUCUGCCACGCACACACUUGUUGGAGCAGUGAUGGGAGUGGGCCUUGCCCGCGGUAUUGGGAGUGUACGGGCCGAUGUGGUGAAGGAGAUUGUGGCAUCGUGGCUUGUCACCAUUCCUAUCGGAGCAGCGCUGUCUGUGAUGUCACAUCGGCCCUGCCAGGGGGAGCUGAUGGCGCUGCGUGUUGUGAGUCGACUCAAAACAUUUCUCCCCGUCUUUCUCUUCCACACGCAGGUCACGUCGGCCCUGCCAGGGGGAGGCGAUGGCGCUGCAUUUUUUGAGUCAAUUCAAAACAUUUCUCUCCCUGUCUGUCCCUUCCACGCGCAGGUCACAUCCGCCCUGCCAGGGGGGGCUGAUGGCGCUGCAGGGGGAGGCACGAUGGAGACUGACGAGGCGGUAGCUGAAUUCAAGCGCCAAGGCAUGCUAGCUCCACCAGCGUUCGGGUCCUCCCCGAAUCUGGACUCCCCAGUGCUGGCGGGAGGCGCCAUGUGCGCGGGCGGGGCAGGGGGAGGGGGGAUACCGGAGGGUGCAGCUGCGAACGCGGAUGGACAUUCAGACGGAAAGGGGUCCUUCAGUUCUCUCCUGCAGGUGCCCAUGCACGAAGUCACCUUCUCCACUGUGGACCGCCCCAAGCUGCUCAGUCAACUCUCAGCAGUGCUGGCAGACGUGGGGUUGAACAUCCGUGAGGCGCAUGUCUUCUCCACCUCUGAUGGGCUCUCCCUCGACGUCUUUGUUGUUGACGGCUGGCCCUCUGAGGAUGUGGUGGAGAUGCGGGCGGCACUCAUGCGAGCAGCACAGCAAGCGGGCGAAAAUGGUUCGCAGUCAACCCUUCCAGAAGCAUCCGGCCAAUCAAAUCCCGCCAUGUCAGAAUCCGCAGGCGUGCCCAUGUCCACGUCAGCAGCCACAACAGCGGCAGCAGGACACGUGGCAGCCUCCAGUUUGUCUGGAGCGGAUUCCCGCGUGCGCAUCCCAUCGGACGGGCGGGAUGACUGGGAGAUUGACAACGACCAGCUGAAGCUGCAGCAUAAGAUCGCCUCAGGGUCGUUUGGAGACCUCUACCGCGGCACGUACUGUGGGCAGGACGUGGCAAUCAAGAUUCUCAAGGCGGAGCGGCUGAACGACUCAUUGCAGCAGGAGUUUGCUCAGGAGGUCUUCAUCAUGCGGAAGGUGCGGCAUAAGAAUGUCGUUCAAUUUAUUGGGGCGUGCACCAAGCCCCCGAAUCUCUCCAUUGUCACCGAGUUCAUGGUGGGCGGCAGUGUGUACGACUAUCUACACAAGCACCGCGGCAGCAUGAAGCUGCCCAUGGUGCUGCGUGUGGGCAUGGACGUGGCCAAGGGAAUGGACUUUCUGCACAAGAACAACAUCAUUCACCGCGACCUCAAGGCGGCAAACCUUCUCAUGGAUGAGAACGAUGUGGUGAAGGUGGCGGACUUUGGAGUGGCGCGAGUGAAGGCCAACAGUGGCGUCAUGACAGCAGAGACUGGCACCUACCGCUGGAUGGCACCUGAGGUGAUUGAGCAUCGGGCAUAUGACCACAAGGCAGACAUCUUCAGCUUCGGCAUCACCAUGUGGGAGAUGCUGACGGGCAAGCUGCCCUAUCCAGACCUCACACCCUUGCAGGCAGCAGUCAGCGUGGUUCAACGAGGCCUGCGUCCGCCCAUCCCCAAGGGCACGCACCCGCGGCUGGCAGAUCUCUUUGAGCGCUGCUGGGCCACCAACCCUGCCGACCGACCUGAAUUCUCAGAGAUAAUCCGAGUCAUUGCCGAAAUUGCACAGGAGCUCGAGGAGGAUGGAGAGGCCGACCAACAGAGACGGGAGAAGCGCGGAGGGUUCUUUGCAUCAUUCAAGAGAGCAGGGUCAGGGCCUAGGUGA
Closterium sp. NIES-65 is the source of this 3090-nucleotide messenger RNA. NCBI's taxonomy places the organism in Eukaryota, Viridiplantae, Streptophyta, Zygnematophyceae, Desmidiales, Closteriaceae. The record is from the annotation of a GenBank genome assembly.